Molecule: messenger RNA, 1914 nt
Organism: Phanerochaete carnosa HHB-10118-sp
Lineage: Eukaryota; Fungi; Basidiomycota; Agaricomycetes; Polyporales; Phanerochaetaceae
Exons: 1
Coding region: 219-1769 (516 amino acids)
Molecular function (GO): protein binding
Source: RefSeq, a predicted model, not a curated record
UAAAUAGGAGAUAUACGGCCAUUAUGGAGCAAAUUUUCCAAUUAGAACGGAUGGCAGAUCCAAAGUUUGAGAUGCCACAUCCGGGCGCAGUCCCUAUGGAAGUCCGGGCGGCGCUGCCACCGGGAAUGUGGAACAUAGACCUCGUUCUUCGACAGUAUCUUGCGGCCCAUAAGGAGCCUACAGUCCAUGACGUCGAUCAAGAGCUCGAAUCACUGCGCAUGGCGUUCACCCGGAUUCACGUCGACGCCCUCAAGGACAUCAAACAGCAGAUGAAACCCCGGGAGGGGCCGAGUUUCAAGUACGAGAUGCAGGGCAGUCUUCUCAGGCACAAGAUCCUUGCGUGGCGCGUGUUCCCAAUCAACGAUCUGCCGACGGAGAUCCUGACCAUGGUCUUUCGCAACGUGCGCCGAACAGACCCUCAGCUAGGAUGUCUGUGGGCCAUGCGCAUCACCUGGGUUUGCAGGCAAUGGAGAUACAUCGCUAUGGCGGAUCCGGUGCUCUGGGGAACCAUCAUCUUCGACGAUCCUUACCCGUGGGCGCGCUCAUUCAGGUAUUUCGAGCGAGCCGGUGCUGGCGACGUUGCCUUCCGGCUGGCAGACAGGAAGCAGAAGGACGACCAGGGUAACGACAUUGCUCCGAAGAUCACGGCCGAGCAGAUGCAAGAGUUCUUGGCAAAGAUUUAUCCAAAAUAUCAUCAGAUUCGUGCCUCUAUCUUUGUUUUGGACACUUGGCCAGCCGCGGCGGAGGUUCUGAAGUUCUUCUCUCAUCCUAACACACGCAGCCCUCGGGUCCUCGAAUGCUUCGAGGUGCAUCGUCCUUCUACAGUGAUCGCCGGCGAACCCUGGCUUACACCAGGAUUCCGCUCGCCCUGCAUUCUGCAGCCUGUGACGCUGUUCUGCGGCGACGCCCCCAAGUUGCGGAGCAUCUGUCUCAACGGAAUCAAUGUCCGCUGGGCCGGCAUUCCUUGCACAAACCUACGUACCCUGGAUCUCCGCCGCAUACCACAAGCGCUCUGCCCUUCCAGUGCCGACUUCCUUGACAUGCUGCGUGCGACCAACAACAUCAGGCGACUCAACCUCGACAUCGCGGGACCCGUCAUGGUCGACACGGCCCCGUGCAUCCGCCACCCGGUCCACCUCACGAGGCUGAAGGAGCUCUUUCUCGGAGGCGCGACCCCUACGUGGAUGCAGUGGGCUAUGACGCACUUCGUCGCGCCCCAGCUCGCCGUCCUAGCCAUCGCCAGGUGCGACCUCGUCGCGGACGCGCCGCUGUGCACGUUCCUGGCCGGCCGGUUCCCGCGGCUCGAGUCGCUCGCGCUCUUCGCGAUCCGGUACGCCACGACCAUCAGGACGCCGCUCCUUAAGUGGCUCGCGUCCCUGCCCAGGCUCAGAGUGGUCAAGUUCUCGCACAUGCCGCGCGAGAUCAUGCUCGGCUGGCUCUUCGAGGACGCGCGCUUGUUCCACCCCGAGCAGACCCAUCGCGGCGCGCAGCAGCAGGCCGCGCUGACCCAGGACUCGCCGAUCUUCGCUCCGAACCUCACUUCGCUUUACCCCGACAUGCAGGCCGUGCGAGAUGUCAUCGAGUUCGUAAAGAAGCGCAAGGAGCUUGGCGCGUCACUCGAGCGAGUGCACAUCCCGGCCCUAUACAGGAGCACACCCGAAGAGGAGGCGGAGCUUCGCGAGCUUGGCGUGGAGGUUGUUCGAGGUAUGGUUCCUACCAAGGAAGAGCAGGAUAUAGAAACCCGAUGGGAAAUGCAGUUCGGUAGGUGAGCCGGAUGCCUGUAGCUAUCAGUAAUGGAUCGGACUCGCUUGAAGCUCACUCAGCCUAAUCGCUGCGGUUCGUUAUGCUUCCAAUAGUCGUGAAGAUUAAUAGUAUUGUAUACGUACGUACGCUACAAUACGACCAUGCAUUCAU